AUGGAGGAAAAGCGGCUUCUGUGCAGCCAGAUCGGGUCUUACCAGGCGUUUCUCUUUAUUGCAGCGGCUGAUGUUCCCCCGAAAAAGCCCAAGGGUGAACCACAACACGUCCUAUUUGCUGAAAAGCAGCAGAAAAGAAACGCUGGAACAAAACGGAAGAGGGGGAAGGAAUGCGCUGCUUCUCUGGGUGCUGAAUCCCAGGUGUUUAAUCCACAGUGGAGAAUCCACACAGGGAAGAAGCCAGAUAAGUGCUUGCAGGGUGGAAGCAGCUUUGUUUGGAAGAGAGACCUCCCUGGCCACCAGCGUAUCCACACUGGGGAGAAACCUUAUAAAUGCUUGCAGUGUGGAAAGGGCUUUGCUUCGAGUUCAAAACUUACUGUCCAUCAGCGUAUCCACACUGGGGAGAAACCUUAUAAAUGCUUGCAGUGUGGAAAGAGCUUUUCUCAACGUUCAAACCUUACUAUCCAUCAGCGUAUCCACACUGGGGAGAAACCUUAUAAAUGCUUGCAGUGUGGAAAGAGUUUUGCUUAUAAUUCCAUAUUAAUAAUCCAUCAGCGUAUCCACUCUGGGGAAAAACCUUAUAAAUGCUUGGAGUGUGGAAAGGCCUUUGCCUCGAAUUCAGAGCUUAUUGUCCAUCAGCGUGUCCACACUGGGGAGAAACCUUAUAAAUGCUUGCAGUGUGGCAAGAGCUUUGGUCGCAGUUCACAGCUUACUAUCCAUCAGCGUAUCCACACUGGGGAGGAACCUUAUAAAUGCUUGCAUUGUGGAAAGAGCUUUGCUCAGAGUUCAUGUCUUACUAUCCAUCAGCGUAUCCACACUGGGGAGAAACCUUAUAAAUGCUUGCAGUGUGGAAAGGACUUUGCUCAGAGUCUUUUUGUCCAUCAACGUUUCCACACUGGGGAGAAACCUUAUAAAUGCUUGCAGUGUGGAAAGGGCUUUGCUCAAAGUUCUGAUCUUAUUGUCCAUCAGCGUAUCCACUCUGGGGAGAAACCUUAUAAAUGCUUGCAGUGUGGAAAGGGCUUUGCUUCAAGUUCGAAACUUGCUAUCCAUCAACGUUUCCACACUGGGGAAAAACCUUAUAAAUGCUUGGAGUGUGGAAAGGCCUUUGCCUCGAAUUCAGAGCUUAUUGUCCAUCAGCGUGUCCACACUGGGGAGAAACCUUAUAAAUGCUUGCAGUGUGGCAAGAGCUUUGGUCGCAGUUCACAGCUUACUAUCCAUCAGCGUAUCCACACUGGGGAGGAACCUUAUAAAUGCUUGCAUUGUGGAAAGAGCUUUGCUCAGAGUUCAUGUCUUACUAUCCAUCAGCGUAUCCACACUGGGGAGAAACCUUAUAAAUGCUUGCAGUGUGGAAAGGGCUUUGCUUCAAGUUCAAGUCUUAUUGUCCAUCAACGUAUCCACACUGGGGAGAAACCUUAUAAAUGCUUGCAGUGUGCAAAGGGCUUUGCUUCGAGUUCAAGUCUUAUUGUCCAUCAACGUAUCCACACUGGGGAGAAACCUUAUAAAUGCUUGCAGUGUGCAAAGGGCUUUGCUUCGAGUUCACACCUUACUCUCCAUCAGCGUAUCCAUACUGGGGAGAAACCUUAUAAAUGCUUGCAGUGCGGAAAGGGCUUUGCUUCGAGUUCACACCUUACUUUCCAUCAGAAUAUCCACUCUGGGGAGAAACCUUAUAAAUGUUUGCAGUGUGGAAAGGGCUUUGCUUCGAAUUCAAAUCUUAUUGUCCAUCAGCGUAUCCAUACUGGGGAGAAACCUUAUAAAUGCUUGCAGUGUGGAAAGGGCUUUGCUUCGAGUUCGGACCUUACUGUCCAUCACCGUAUACACACUGGGAAGAAACCUUAUAAAGGCUUGCAGUGUGGAAAGGGCUUUGCUUCGAGUUCAAACCUUACUGUCCAUCAGCUUAUCCACGCUGGGGAGAAACCUUAUAAAUGCUUGCAGUAUGGAAAGAGCUUUGCUUUGAGUUCAAACCUUACUGUCCAUCAGCGUAUCCACACUGGGGAGAAACUUUAA
Messenger RNA from Euleptes europaea (tarantolino), 2004 nucleotides. RefSeq names its product zinc finger protein 160-like. The record is from RefSeq and is a predicted model, not a curated record. The transcript has 3 exons. Bases 1 to 2004 code for a protein of 667 amino acids. NCBI's taxonomy places the organism in Eukaryota, Metazoa, Chordata, Lepidosauria, Squamata, Sphaerodactylidae. Gene Ontology annotation, molecular function: DNA-binding transcription factor activity; RNA polymerase II cis-regulatory region sequence-specific DNA binding. Gene Ontology annotation, biological process: regulation of transcription by RNA polymerase II.